CUUAGGAAGAUAGGAGCUUUUCUGGAAACAGACCCAACUGCGCUUUGAAAAACUUUGGAAAAGACCCUGAACCCUGUAACUCCUCUGAAUCCCCAAUCCCAGGAACAGGGACUCCCAAUCAGUGCCUCACACACAGCCUGGGGAGCCCACAGCUGAGCUGGCCCUCUUAUCGCGUCUCUUGGACAAAAAGUAUUGAAAAGUUCAUGUGGCAUGGAAAGAUGACGGACUCAGGAGGGCCCCAGAGACGCACACUUUGAUUUUUAUCUACUUUGCUUUCCCAGAAAGUUCCUGAGAAGUCAGACUCUGUGAAUAAUAUCGGGUCAGCCCCAGCCAGAGGUAACUUCGUAUAAGAAUGGUCAGACCAUAGAUGAGUGUGGCAUUGUCUCCAGUUGUGAAUUCUUUGAGAAUCAAUAUAUUCAUCUAUUACAUCUCUAUUGCGGUACCCAGAAUGACGCUGCUAUUUAUCAAAUCUCUGCUAAAAACUGUUUGGGGUUGAUCUGCGGCUCUGCAGUGAAGAUCCAUUGAAGUGGAGCUUCAAUCCACGGAAGCGGAGUGUCCGUCAGAGAAUCAACAGCUCUCUCUUAACCCGAAAGAUGACAGGAACACAGUUUGCAAACGUGAGACCUGUGAGCAGGAAAGCACACAUCAAAUUGAUGAGAAAGAGCAUCCUAUAAGGAAGAAGAAAGUAUCGCCUCGGUUCCUCCCGCAUCAGCUGACUCCGCCUCCUCCAAAUUCAAUGGUGCGCGUUCACUCCAGCUAUUGGCUGAUAAUGACCUUGGUACAUCCAGUUCUGAAAAUCCCUUGGAUGUUAAAGACAUGAGGCAAACUGAAGAGGCUCGUGAUCCCGAUAACACAGAGGACGUUGCAGAGGGGUUGCUUUGUUCUAAUUCAAGUAAUAUUCCCGAUAAACCAGAUGUGUGUGGCCACAGGACAGUGCAUUCCGAACUAUCAAGGUUAAUGGAUGGUGCCUUAGACACUAAUGGCCCUAAUGAAGAAGUCUUCAACUCUAGUCAUCAAAAUCCCACAGUACAGAAAUCCAGCAGCUUGAGCCUGCCGCUGAUGGAGGCAGCCUCAUCCACUUCCCCAGGUGACAGGGCCACGGGCAACAAGCCUGUCAGCCGCCCGCCUUCCAGCACAGACUUUGACAGUGAUUAUGAACUCUGCUCAGAGAGAACCCUAACCUACGCCGAGGAGUUUUCAGACAAUGACCUGGAGUAUCUGGAAUGUUCCGACGUCAUGACAGAUCACUCUAAUGCAAUUUGGCAAAGGGACCUGCAGGGGACUGAGCGUGUUUUUUUAUUAGAAAGCGAUGACGAAGAGAUGGAAUUCAGUGAGUGUUGCCUGGGUGGAUGUGAGCGUUUCCUCAGUGAAAUGGGUUGUGAGCCUCUGGUGUCGGAUGACACCGGGCCUAUGGCUGCCACCGCUGGCCUCUGUGGUUAUCACUCACCAUCCCAAGAAGUGGAGGUACGGAGCAGCCUAGCCUCCAUGCACAGUGCCUCAUCCCCGCAGACAGGGAUGACCCUGCCUGUGGGACCUCACCAGGAUGGAACGUCUGUGGUGACAGACCAGGGGAGAUAUAAACCACCCACUGCCCCUGAAGCUGCUGAAGAUGGCUAUCCAGGAAUUCAAGGGGAAACCAGAGACGGCCACCAGGCAGGAAAGGAAUUUGCCAGUGACAAUCUGCUAAACAUGGAUAAAGCAGUAACAGAGAGAGAGAGGAAGCACUUAUCUGGUGAGUUAGGAAAAUCAGGGAUGAACCAGUGUCUGGAGACUGUGGCUGAGAAAGGAGUAGGGGGGAAAGACUUAUUGAGCCGGAGGGGCUCAGAGAAACCUGCCAGGGCGAGGCGACCGGGGAUUAAGGGAAAAGCCAAGAAGCUGAACCCCAACCUGGAAGAAAGGGCAACAGAAGCCCCCCUGAAUCGCCUGUAUCCCAGAGGACCUGUGAAGCACCCACUAACCCCAAGUGACAAAAGAGAGAGUUCCCAUGCCAAAGCAGAAGCGACUGGUUUGAAUUCCCAGUUCCAUGCAGGAGGCUGUGCUAUUCCAACCCAAGCAGAGCAAGAAGCAAACAUCCUGCAGACUCCACCAGGCUCACUCUCCAAAGAAGGGAGCUUGGACUUGCAGGGAGAAGGAGUGUGGGUUAAAAACGUACUUGAAACAAGCAGGAUUCCAGACUGGAGUGAUCAUCCUCAGGUGCAAAUUCAGGAAACAGUCAGGGAGCAAAUCUCUCUCAGCCGAAUGCCAGCUUUCUCAGAGCCUACUGGGGAGGAGUCCACAUUUACUAUGACCACAAUAGAUUCCUUCUCCAAUUUAGGAGGCAUCGACACGAAAAAUGCAUCAUUGGCCCAACACCUGGAGGUAGAAAGGUGUACCCAAGGCCCACGGCACGAAGAAAACCAAGAUGGAGAAGACAGCACACCUGGAUGUCCCUGGGGAGACCUAGGGUGUGAGCUGAGCAUCCCAGAAGCCAAUAGUGAAAAUAUGCCCCGCUGUGAGCCGUCGGCGCGUCUCCCCCAGGAGAACAGCGCUGACCCCGGGGAGCCCCGGGCUCCCUCUCUUGCUUCCCCUGAAUUUGUACAUACCAUCCGCACCUUGGAAACUGCGUGUGCUGGGCCAAGAGACAGAGUAACAGCGUGUGUGCUAGGCCGUCCUGAAGCAGGUGACCAAGAAGCGUGUGAUACUGUGAGCUCUCCUGUUGGAGCCCCAGCUGGUAAAUAUUUGCCUCAAGAAAUUUGCUCCGUGGACUUCGAGCUGGCAGGUCAAAGCAAAGCAUCUGAUCUGUGUUCUUCUGAUGACAAGGCACUGGAUAUUCUUUCUCAGACACAAGGUUCUGAGCCUGCACAGUCUACAUACGGAAGCAGCAAUGAGAGAACCUCUGCAGUGUUCCCUCUUUUUAUCAGUGCUCUCAUCUGGAACAUUUCCCAGAAAGCCAGUAAAGGUGCCACUGGGGAAAAUCUCUGCAAGGUGGAGGGUUCCACCUCCAUGUUGGCCUCCAUGGUAAAGGCUGGUCAGUGGGGGCUGAGCCCCAGUCACUCAGGUGGGCUCGAGGAAAGACAGCCUCUGUCUUCUGAGAAUGACUCUUUGGAAUGGUCUAAAGAAGGUGGUGACGAGAACUCUAGCUCCAGUGCCCCGGUCACUGCAGACACACCGGCCAGUCAUAGUUCAACAGCGAAGUUUCCUCAGGAGAAGCCAACACCAUUAAUUGCUAAUCUUGAGUGUUUUGAGGUGACUGGGGAGAGUGGGGACACAUCCACUGUUACCAUUGCCACCAAAGGCCAACCACCCAAAUACCUCCCUGUUUCAGUUGCUGGGAACAGCCAUGUAGGUGGCCCUGACGAGAGCUCAACUCGGGCACCAGAUGACAAUUUUUCUCAACUUCCUUCCAACGCACAAUCGGGUCAUAUUUUAAAUGGUUCUACAACUGCAUCUUCAAAAGGGCUAGCGUGCGUGGCUCCCAGUGGACCAGGAAUCCACGUCCACGUUCCUCAGCUCCCAGAGGGAGAGGAUUUCUGUAGCAAUGCCCCUCUUCAGAUUGAUAACCAGUCUGGAAAGAGCCAGACCGUGGGCAGAGCAGACACCAGGAGCCUUGAAGAGAAUUUCCAAGAAGAAGGAAGUGAAACAACACAGAGUGUCCAGCAGGGUUCUCUUGACGAAAAUUUCCAAGAAAGCUUGCCCAUGACGUCUGCUGUACCAGGGGAGAUAAACCUGGUACUCUUGGACCACUCAUCGGCCAACUCCAGGGAGGGAAGGCAACAGAGCUCGGGCUUGGGGACUCGUGUGCCCAUGGUGGCUGAAUCUAUAACGGAAGAUGAUAGCCAGGCUCUGAGUAAUGUUCCGUCUCCCUCUAAUACCCUUCUGGGGGAGCCUAAAGAGGGCGGUCCAGGAUAUUGGGAAGCAGGUAAACGGGUGAAGAUUAUAACUCUAGAGGCUUCCAUUUCAGAAACAUGGCCACCAAGACAACUGACAGAUUCUAAGUGCGAGGAGUCAGAACCUGGUCUCAUCCCUGGUAGGGUCUGGGCUGUAUCUGACGUUCUGAAGACUGAUGCUGCCGUGCCUGAACUGGACCCCUCUGAGACAGCAGCAGCCUGCAGUCCUCAGGCUGAGUCCGGCUCAGCAAUUGCUAAUAACAGAGAAAUCCACAAAGGUGAAGACCUAGCUGGCCAUGCAAACUGGAGUUGUCUUUCCUCCCAGUGUUUGAGCCAACCCAGACUCCUGGAGUCCUCUGUGGACCCUGUAGAUGAAAAAGAAUUACGUGUCACAGACUUGCUAUCAGAGGCUUCCAGAACUGGAAGGAAACAGAAGGAAAAUGUUAAGAGUGUAAAUCAAAACCAAGAGGAAAGCCAACUCAAGAUGGAUCGCCCUUCCUUCUUUAAACAGUUCCUGACCUGCCCUGAAAUCUUAGAGUCCUCUGUAGAUCCCACUGAUGAAACAAGUGUGGAGUGGGCCAGGGUGGAAACACCAGAGCCUUCUGAAUCCACACUGGGGGCCAUCAGCGUGGAGAGUAAAUCGAAUGAUGGAAACUUGGGCCAGAGAGUAGAAGUCCGACCGUCCAUCUUUCAAGUUCCGUGCCCCCAGCAAAGUGGGGAAGCCAUUCCAAGAGAAAACACCAUCAGCCGAGACCAAGGGCACAGCGGGGGAGAGGGGGCGAGACAAAGCCAACGUGACGGAGCGAAGGGGGACGUACGCUCUGCCAUUUUGCCUGUCCCGGGUCCUGUCAAAGGUGGGGAAACGACUCCAACGGGACGCGGCAGAAGCCAAAUACAAGAAGGCAGUGAGAGGCGCUUAGCGGAGGCUGAACAAAGUAAAAAUAACAAAGCAGAAUUAGUUUCCCCCACUUUACCUCUUUCUAGCGGUCUUGCAAGAAUGACCCCCGCCUCUGGAGUUGAUACUCACGGCUCCACAAGUCAAAGUCAUGACCUCCCUGAGAAUGAUUUAGUGGAGCCCAGAAACCAUCAGUGUGCGUUUUCUGACUUAAAGGAAAGGGGAGCUAUUGAGAGUGAAUGUGGGAAACGUGUGCCCCCUUCUAGUGGUCUCACUUGGGGGCUUUUUACUUCAUCUCUUGAGGAAAGCAUCACAGGCUUAUCAAGAAGCCACAAAAUUGAGGAACAUAAAAUAGAGGAGCCCCCAGUUGGGGAAACCAAACCCACAAGCACAUCUGGCUCCCCAGCAGCAACACUCAUGUCCAGAGAAUGUGCAUCAGAGAAAGUUCCUAAGAUGCUGCAGGACCCCUGCCAGCAGGGCUCCACCCUUGGCCAUGGGAAAAUGUCAAGGGAGGAGAAGGUCCUCCCUGUGGUGGCCCAAGCUGGCUGCCUCCCCAGGGUCCCUCCAGCAGUGACUGGGUCAGAGGACGUCAAGGGGAAGCAAGAAACCCCAGGGAGUGGACACGUAGCUGAGGGAGUAAAGAAGAAAAUUCUGUCCAGGGUGGCCACCCUGAGGCUGAGAUUGGAAGAGAAAGAAAACGCCAGAAAGAACUCGAUCUUUCUUAAAAAGAGUCCUGAACUCGAAACAUCGGUAUCACGCACAGAUGAGAAAAAAGACUCCAAAAGACCACCUUGCAAAAGCGAAGGGACAGCUCCAGUAUUACUGAAAAAGAUCCAGGCUGAGAUGUUCCCCGACCACUCUGGAAAUGUAAAAUUAAGCUGCCAGUUUGCAGAGAUUCAUGAAGAUUCUACUAUCUGGUGGAUGAAAGAUUCAAAGUCGAUAGCCCAAGUGCAGAGAAGAGCAGGAGACAGCUCCACUGUGUCCUUGGCCAUCCUUCAAGCCAGUCAGAAGGACCAGGGCCUCUAUUCCUGCUGUAUCAAGAACGGUUACGGGCAAGUGACUACGGAAUUUCACCUCACCACAGAAGUUCUCAAACAACUUUCAAGUCACCCAGAUGUUAAAGUAUACGAAGAGAUUGAAUUCAGCCAACUCAUCUUCGGAGGAGACUUCCUCAGCGACAGCUACUUCGGGGGCCGUCUGCGCGGUCAGAUCGCCACGGAGGAGUUGCACUUUGGGGAAGGGGUCCACCGGAAAGCCUUCCGCAGCAAAGUGAUGCAGGGCCUCACACCAGUCUUCAAGCCCGGCCACACCUGUGUGCUCAAGGUGCACAACGCUGUUGCCUACGGGACCAGAAACAAUGAUGAGCUCAUUCAGAGGAACUACAAACUCGCCGCCCAGGAGUGCUACGUUCAAAAUACCGCCAGAUACUACGCCAAGAUCUACGCCGCUGAAGCGCAGCCUCUGGAAGGCUUUGGAGAUGUGCCAGAGAUCAUUCCUAUUUUCCUUAUCCAUCGACCUGAGAACAAUAUCCCAUACGCAACAGUGGAGGAAGAGCUGAUUGGAGAAUUUGUGAAGUAUUCCAUCAGGGAUGGGAAGGAGAUAAACUUCUUGAGAAGAGAAUCGGAGGCUGGUCAGAAAUGUUGCACCUUCCAGCACUGGGUCUACCAGAAGACAAGUGGCUGCCUCCUGGUCACAGACAUGCAGGGUGUAGGAAUGAAGUUGACUGACGUUGGCAUAGCAACAUUGGCUAAAGGGUACAAAGGAUUUAAAGGCAACUGUUCCAUGACCUUCAUUGAUCAGUUUAAAGCGCUACACCAGUGUAACAAGUAUUGUAAAAUGCUGGGGCUGAAGUCGCUUCAAAACAGCCAGAAACAGAAGAAGCCAAGCAUUGGGAAAAGCAAAAUUCAGCCAAACUGCACAACCGUGAGGAAGACGGCAUCUGGGACCCCAGCAGGAAAGAAAACCUAACAUCUCCUGUUAACUAACGGUCACCGGCUGGCAGCACACAGCCUUGUGGGUAGAAAUUUGAAAACACCCUGGAGGGAACACGUAGCCUGCAGAGAGCUGACGAUCCUUAUUCCCAGCUGCCUGUGCUCCGAGCUGCUUCCAAAGCCGUCACCUGCUGUCUUCACUGAGAUGAUUUCGGAGCAGGAUUUGUGAGCAGGCUUAUGGAGAGACUGAAUCCAUUGUCAGUCUCAAAGAAGUCCAUCUUUGUCUAUACCGUUAGCCUUUGUACCAACCUCACAUUAUGCGUCUGUUUGUGUAUUUGCACGUGGCUGUCUCGUUACGGACUUGGUCCUGAGCAGGGUCUGUCCACAGCCCCAAUCUUCCCUACCCCCAUUCCUAACCUCAGAAUUUCUGGACAUCCAGCUACUAUAUCAACAGAAAACGUGAAUUCCGUCAUUGGGUCUAUCUGUCGCACUAGAGUCGAUUAUGCUAUUGUAGCUGGAGGGGGGCUUCCGAAACGUCAGGCCACUUCCCAUCAUUACUCACAUAUCUGGUUAGAAUGUUCUGUUUAAUUAAAUUCAUCUUUAGACAAAAA
This is a messenger RNA of Lagenorhynchus albirostris (white-beaked dolphin), 7303 nucleotides long. RefSeq names its product alpha kinase 2 (gene ALPK2). The transcript is spliced from 13 exons. Gene Ontology annotation, molecular function: protein serine/threonine kinase activity; ATP binding. Bases 817 to 6729 code for a protein of 1970 amino acids. The record is from RefSeq and is a predicted model, not a curated record. Lineage: Eukaryota; Metazoa; Chordata; Mammalia; Artiodactyla; Delphinidae. Gene Ontology annotation, biological process: protein phosphorylation.